AUGAACACGUCUCCAGGAAAUUCCCAGAAACAUGCUAGAGCUCUGGACAUGUUAGAAAAACACAUUUCGCAGCAGAACAAACGUGUCAAGGGCAACAAUUAUGUCGCGUUGUCAUCAAUGCUGCAGCCUCUUUCGGGAUCAUCGCGACUGCCUGCACCUUCACAAUCCAGGCCUUUCACCAGAUCGCUAAAUGGACCGUCACCAUUCAGGCAAACGGUGAGAGAAGACGCAGCUGGGCAAGAGAGUCCGACGCGGCUGCGAUCUUCUCCCUUGCGCAAAAGCGUCGCGUUUUCAGACAAAGUGGACUCAUCGCCGCCACAGGAAGCACUGAAUUCGAGUCCGCGUCCUUCUUCGAUGGCCAAGGCUCCAAGGCCCAUUCUAAAAUUUUCAGACUCUCCUAUACGCAUCAAGACCAGUCCCCGUCGCUCUAGAGGUAGUUCCAGCAGCUCUAGUGACCAUAGGCUUCCUUUAGAGCUUUCGAGGCAUGAUUCCACAAAUCCUCUUACCUUAGACUACUGGAUCUGUGGAGAAGUCCAUAGUCUUGUGGAUAUCAACAGCAUUGCUGAAUUUAGGGCCAUCUUGACAGGCGGCCUGUAUUUUUUAUCCAAAGCGACGCCUGCGGCAAAGGAGCGCUUUUUUGAGUUUUAUGCAACUUUUAACAACAUCAUGCCGGUUUACUCUUCAGCAAUAUAUUCAGACGUCAAGGAAAAGAAAUUACAGAUCCUCAUAAACAAUAUUGAUUUAAUAUUAUCAACAUGUGUACCACAAUUGAUCGAGUUUCAGAACGUCCUGCUGAAGUCUUCGAGAAAGGAUCCCUUUGUUUCACGAACUUAUGUUCAAAUUGUUCGCUUUUUGACCACGAUAUUUUCGAACUUUAGACUUAUACGGGCAUGUGAGAAGAAUCCCAUUUUUCUAUCUUCUCUUCAAAGAGUAGUGGAUGGCUGUAUUGAAACAAUGGAGCAUUCAAACUCCAAUAAGGUAAUGAUCACCGCCCAGCUCGCCUUCCUCAGAGAUGAACAAUGUGCUAUUCAACGAAUUUCUGCUCCAAGAAUUGGUGCCAUUAUUAAGGCAAUGGGCAGGAUGAAGAGAAUUGAAAGCACUAAUUUGCUAAGCGAAAAGCUUUUGUUACUCAAAACAUUUUUGGGAAAGUAUACCAAGGUUAUGCUCGACACUAUUGAGUAUUGGCUUCCUACGGAGGUUUGUAUCCAAUUGAUAAAAACUGGCGAUUCGUUUUCGUCCAAAAUUUGCAGCAUAUGCGUGUCCAUAUUACUUGACCUUCUUAAAAAAUGUUUACAAGACUCAACUCAUCAGAAUAUUCUUUGUGUGCUAAAGCAGCCGGCUGCAAGACACUAUGCGCAUUCUGAUAUUUUGGAAUGUCAGACCGACAGAACGUUAGAGGAACUUCUUCUGGCUCGUGUAGAAGAUUUUAUUGUGGAUAAGGAUGAGCCAAGAUUGGCAUUGGAUCUCUGGCUCGCCCUUGUAGGGCUUCUCUUCAAUGCCAAAAAUGAAAUCAAGACCCUAUGUGAGGAGCCUAUAAAUCCAUGGCUAGCGGUUAAUCUCAGAUAUCAAGGUACAGAUGAUUAUCAUUUGAAAACUCUGGCUUUUCGUUCCUGGAGAAUAGUAACAUUUUUAAUUUGCUACAGAGGUUUUGGAGAUGCAGGCAUCUUGAACCAGCAGCUGUGCAAUACUCUUCUCUUGCCCUUUCGUUCUACUGAAGCAGCUGGGGAACACCUACGGGAUCAGGACUAUUAUGUUAUGAGAGGCGUUCUAUACAUGGUACUUUGCAAUAACAACAAGAACCUACUGGAUUUCGCUCUAAGAAAUAUUGUUCAGUCUUUACUGUUGGAUAAAUCAAUGAAUUUUUCGAAUAACAACCGUUGCUACGUCUUAGAGGUUUUGAAUCAUAUGUUGUGUCAGCCACAAAGUUUAUCUGCAAACAAAAGUGAUUUCAAUCCACUAAAAGUUGUAGCUUCUGCUGGAGUCAAAAUCGAAGAGUUUCCUCCUUUGACACAAUCGUUUCAUGACACGUACUGGAAACUAAUUUUAGAUUUAGCAAUUGAACUCAACAAAAACUGUGGAAGCGAGACAAGAGAAACUUGUUUUGAAUUUUUGAUUUUAGCCAUCGCCAAGAUCCCCCACCAAAGCGUUUCUGGAUCCAUGCGAGACAUUUGUCUUGAAGCUCUGUCAGGGUCAAUGAAAGCUGUGUUCAUGAACAGUUCGAGAAUCAUAAGUGUUUUAACAACCUGUAUGCUUGUAUUUCAGAGCCAUAUGUGGUCAACUGCCACCAGCGCCUUGCAAUUUCGGGAGGUUAUUAGCACAAUUAUUCGGAGUAGGAACUUGACUCUCCUUGAUAUUCUGAAGCCUGUGGCAGAAAACACAAAAGAUGUCCUCUCGGAUUUAGAGGUAUACAAUUUUUUUCUGAUGUUCAAAGACAGUGUCAUAACUUCAUAUGUUUCUAACGCUGUGACCUCUAAAAUACGCUCUGCUGAAAUCUCUCAGAGUGCGUUUGCUGCGCUUCUUAGCAUUGCCGAAAAGAUAUCUACUGAGAAUGUUGCCAGCACCGUCAUGACCAUCUGUGACAAAUUACAACGUGAACUAGCAAGAAAUGAGCACGACAUAAUGAAUUCUCUCGAUUUAGACGCACUGCAAAAGUACCUGCGAUUACGGUUGAGCUCAUUUACUCGUCCCAUCGACUCCGAGUUCAUGUAUUAUUUUGGUAAGACUGUAAGGAGUCACCAGCAGUUGCAAACCGCUUUGCAUGUACUUUUAAGUCCUCAAGAGUUUUCCCAACUAGUAUUACCUACGAUCAUGCUCGAGAGUCUGAACAAUGCUAACAAACCCCAUUGCUAUUUGAGCUGGUGGGAGCCAUGCAUCAUGAAAUACCCUAAGAUGGCUCUCCCCGAGGUCCUGAUGCAUUUUGAUGCCUUGUGCAAGCAUGUGCAACUUUGGUUUAUUAGACGAGUAUUGGUGAGUUCCCGUGACAGCGAGAUACCUCUUUGCUUCUCGUUUAUUGAAAACAUUUUGAAUUCUCCUUCUGAUGGCUGGUGGCGCUCGAACCUUGAAUUUCAAAGCCUGCAAUGUUCAUUCCUAAAUAUGUGUUGGUUGAAAAAUGAGAGCGAACUUUUGGCAAGAGCUAUACGAAUGCUGGUCGCUGUAAACUACAUCGCACCAAUCAAGGACCUGUUACUGACAAAUCCUGAAGCCGCAACCAAUGCACUAGAAACUUCCACUUUGAUCAUGUUGAUUGAAAAAACUGAUGAUGACAAAAACUCCAUAAUUCAGUUGUUGAAAGAUCGUAUAAGAGCAAACAAUUUAACCAUCGCCUUAGACGCCUUGGAAAUAGCCCUCACAUACGAAACCAAGCGUACUUUUUCUGCUUGCAAAAAUGAAUUUUUAGAGCUCUUGUUGGACACCGAGGAGACAAUUGUGCAUGAGAAGAAGCGAACUUUGACGCUACUCGAGAGCUCACUCGCAUAUCUGACCUCGGAGGACAAUAGCCUUCUGCACAGAGUUUUGAGGAAGCUUUUCUCAAGACUACCCACAGAUAUGGGUUCUUUGGUUUUCGAACAGUUAUCAAUUCUGCGCCGUGCUCCGUCUAUUAACCCAGACGAAUUUCCAGAGCUACGAAAUUUGCGAGAAAACCUAGCCAGUGGUGUGCAAAUACUUACACUUGACCAACCAAUUGAUUGUAUAAAACUUGGCGGGAUUCCAGGAGAAACGACCUCACGUUUGAACUAUGCUGGGCACUCGAUUAAUGUGACCUCUUAUGAUUCAGAAGCUGCGUUUCUUGGUUACAAGUCCAUCAUACCCAAUGUUGAAGGAACUAUGGUUGAAAAGGACCAACUUGAAACACGUUGCCCUACUGACGUUACUGAAUCCACUUCUACUACUAAAGAGGAUGGCCAGCAAUCUAACGUGGUACCAUGCUGCGGAACAAGUGCGCCAUCCAAUUUUCCAGGAGAGCUUUCGCGCAAGUUACAAUCACAAGACAAUCACAUCAACGAGGUCAGCAAUUUGUCCACUUUUGAAGAUCAUAAUAGACUAAAGACUAAAAGUAAACUUAAAACCGCAAAAACCUCUUCCACGAAGACAAAGUGUAUUGCACAUGAAGCAACGCUGCCGCUUGAUGAAACAGUUGGUCCUGAAUUGCCUAAACUUCUUCCUCCGCCUGUUUGCGGGCCUUCAUCCCAAAAUAUCGGCUUGGACAAAAAGUUUGAAAAGCCAGAAGAACCAGCGAGAGCUCGGGCGUCGUCAUUAGAGGUCAACGGCACUGCGGUGCCCAAGAUUCCAAUUUUUAAUUCGAGAAAGCUCAGUGGGAAUAUAGAUUCCGACUCUUCCUCACAGCAAGCGAACGAGCUACUGGGAAGUGGACAGCCAAAAGUUCAGGCAUGUACUACUGAUGACAGUCCUAAGGGUGAGCAAACACAAGACCCCGUAAACUUUAGCUACCCAACUUCUCCUCAAGAGACUAUUUUGAUGUCUGAUAGAAAGACUAGAAUGAUAGUUCAAAUUAUCAAACAAUUUGGUAAGACAGAGUUUGGACAGCUCUCUGAUACUCAAAAGGCUUAUCUUAAAAGCUCUAUUUUGAGGUUCGUGACCAAUACAGAAGCGAAACAAACACAACAAAAUAUCGAAUAG
Lachancea dasiensis is the source of this 4638-nucleotide messenger RNA. The record is from the annotation of a GenBank genome assembly. NCBI's taxonomy places the organism in Eukaryota, Fungi, Ascomycota, Saccharomycetes, Saccharomycetales, Saccharomycetaceae.